Molecule: messenger RNA, 831 nt
Organism: Tripterygium wilfordii
Lineage: Eukaryota; Viridiplantae; Streptophyta; Magnoliopsida; Celastrales; Celastraceae
Product: thioredoxin X, chloroplastic
Exons: 2
Coding region: 16-660 (214 amino acids)
Cellular component (GO): cytoplasm
Molecular function (GO): oxidoreductase activity, acting on a sulfur group of donors, disulfide as acceptor
Source: RefSeq, a predicted model, not a curated record
AUACGUGGCCGCAUAAUGGCCGCUCCUUCCUGUCGAGAUUCUCCAUCAUCACUUCCAAGUUUCCAACUGCUCCAAAUCCCACAAUCUGUAUCCCCCAAACUCGUAGCCAUGGAUACGCUCCUCUCUAGUUCAACAGCUUUCUUGAGCCCAACACUUCGUCCUGUUUGUGCAGUUACAGAUUCCAAUAGAUCACACACCAUUCCCGCCGUUUCCUCAUUACCGUGGUCGACGAAGCUCCUCUUUACUUCUCAUUCUAAAAGAAACCUGAAGCUGCGUUCUCGAGGUUACUCUGCAGCUCAUAAAUCCGCGAUAACGUGUGGGAUUACGGAGAUCACUCAAAGCCAGUUCGCCAGAACCGUCUUGGAGUCUGAACGCCCGGUUCUAGUUGAGUUCGUGGCCACUUGGUGCGGGCCUUGCCGGUUAAUUGCUCCUGCUAUUGAAUGGGUCGCUCAGGAAUAUGGAGACAGAUUAACGGUUGUUAAGAUUGAUCAUGAUGCAAAUCCGCAACUAAUUGAAGAAUACAAAGUCUAUGGAUUACCAGCCUUGAUUCUUUUCAAGAAUGGACAAGAAGUUCCUGAAAGCAGGAGGGAAGGUGCAAUAACCAAGGUGAAGCUUAAAGAGUACCUUGAUGGUCUCCUGGGAUCAAAAUCAGUGGCGUAGUCUUCUUAUGUACUCCGGAAACACGGAUUUUCCUUCCAAAUUCUGACCUUUGUGUUAAAAAUGUGAGAUAUGGACGGAGUUACAAAUUUCGCUGUAUAGCUAUACACUCUGUAUAUGUCAUUCAACUAUGGAUUUGAGCUAUAAAAUCUCAAUAACUUGUUCCUAGACCAA